AUGCGAUCGAGGUCCCCACCGCCGCCUGCGGGAGUUAGUGCGCACGGAGACGUGGCCCUAGGAUUGAUGAUGAACUCGGUUGCGCUUCAAUCACUUUCGACUCUUGCUUCGCUGGCCACGGUCCUACAAGCUGUUCAAGUUGGGGAUGGAAGUGGACACGGCGGCGUGGAUCUUAUUCGGGCACCCUUUGCCAUGCUAGCUGACCUGCUGGAAAAGUUUCCCCCCAAAAACUUGUUCAAGUACUGGAGCCCGCUGCCCUCAGAACCGGAGAGAAGAUUGCCUGUUGACCCUGAGACGGCCACAGCUAGCUCUUGCGCUUCGUUGGCAAGGCUCGCUGUCACUGGUGGGGUGCAUGUGGGGUGGAAGUCAACCUACACUGGUUCGAGCGUCGUUACUUGGCAGGUGGCACUAAGUGCACCAGCGACGGACCUCACAUCGGUCCAGGUGCAGUGGAGGGCAGGAGAUCCCUCCACCGGCACGGACCAGAACGCGCUUCCGCUUACACUUAGUAUUGAGGCUUCUGUAGACGGAGGGAAAGAAUGGCACGGGAUAACAGGUGGCGAUGAGGCGGUAGAUGCUGCCCUUGCCCACAAGGCAUCGCCAGGCUCGUCACAGCAUCGGUACCCGGUGUCGCUUCUCGCUCUGCGCAGGAAAACGGAGUCCCGGCGGAAAGCACUGGAAGGGCGAUCUCAUGAUGCCAUUCCUGCAGUUACACAUGUCCGACUCAAAAUGAGAGGGGCGCCAGGCGGCAGACCGGGCGGGGCGCUCAGCAUCUACGACGUUGCGAUCAAUGCCCGAGACCCCUCUGCCAGCCCGUCGGAUGUGAUGACGGUACUGCACCAGCUGCAGACGUUCUUGCUCGCCCAGCAUUCGCGGGACGAAGCGGCACUUCAGGAUUACAUUUUGCGGGCGCUGCUUGGUGUGUGCCAGGCCUCCUGCGCCCUGGAGUUCGAGCUGGACCUCGUCCGAGUGUAUAUGGAUAUGGAGAAUUAUAGCAGUCCGAGUUUGCUGGAGGAGGAAAAAUGCGGUGGCGAGUCCACGAGCGGCGCGGCAAGAGAAACCCAGACCGACAAGCUUGGGCGAACGGAAGGGCUGCAGACGUUCGUGUCAACUCUCUUGUCAGCUGCGUCUCGCGCUAAACGUCAAGCGUGCCGCCAGGAUCCGGAACGAGUCAUUCGCGACGCGGCUUUCGACCCAGCCCUGUCGUCCAAAUGGGUUGUGGUGAGCGAAGCGGGGCAGCUGGUUUCCAGCGCAGCGGACAACGGUCAUACUCAUAGCCUCCUUCACCAGUGCUUGCGCCGAGGAACAUGGUCUUGGGAACUUGCCUUGGAACGAGAGAGCAGCGGCGACGAGACCACCUGCGUAGGUGUGGCGGUCAACCCAGUGACGAACUCCUGCUACGAAGACUCCCAUCAGAUGUGGAUGGUCCGUUGCUACAGCGGAGAAACAUACAGCAAUGGUGGACGCCGCAAUCGCGUGACCCGAAAAAUCCAUCCGCUGGAUUCGGUACGCCUGACGCUAAACUGCGAAUGUGGCACGCUUAAUUUGGAGGUCAACGGGGUGGACCAAGGCGUGGUUUUCUCAAACGUACCGCCGGAAGUCCACCCGGCGGUGUGCUUCUAUGGGGUCGCCAAGUCGGUUCGGCUGGUAGAGCUGAAGCGUAUCUUCGGGGAGGGCGAUGACGAUGUGUCAGACAGCGACGAUGAGAGUGACGCAGAAGCGACGCCAGUGCAGACCCCACCGGCUGCGCAGCACGAACACCAACCAUCAGCAGAAACUUUGGCCGACACUGGUGACACUGGUGACACUGGUGACACUGGUGACGGGGAUGCGUCUGCCAGUCCGGCCCAAACUGUUGGUGCGAAAAAGGAGGCGUGCGUCGGUGCGGAUGGCGUGUCGCCGGAGUCACCACACAAAGCAAGUAGGCAGAAGGCUGCACGGCGCGAGGCAGAAGAAGUCGCGUCAACCAUUCGGGCCGCCACCGCUGCCGCACCGUCAGCGGGCCUCCUUGCCAGCCUGGCGAACUUCGCUCAGUGGUACGUUCCACGCGAUCAAGAAGGAGACCAGCUGGGGCCCGCGGAGCACGGGCCUGGCCGUGACGGAUUAGGGCGAAGCAGCAUGACACCAGUGCCUGGCUCUGACCCUGUGGCGCAGAGGUUUCCAGCUGCACCUGCUCCCAGCACCGGUGGCUGGGGUGUUGUCAGGAGUGGGGUACCGCCCGAAGCUGUAUCAGGACGGCAUCUGGGCAUCAACCCAAAUGACCUGUUCAUGGACUUCAGUCUGGCUGUGCGGCAGAGCAGCAGCGGCUUGUUCAGCAGCAUGAUGCCGGGCCGGCCGGUGCCGGCCAGAAGAAUGUCGACCACUGCGGCCGGGACCAGAACCGCCCGCAGCAUUUUCGCGAGAGGGGAGGUGGCCGAGCACAGGCGAGUGCCAGCCCAAGCUACGACUACUGCCGUUGGCGUCGAGGCUGCAACAGCUACGCAAGGGAGGAAGGGGAAGGGCAAGCCGCUUGCGCUGGAGGAGCCGUACAUCAUCCAGCCUACCGCGGCUGUUUUCCAGAAGCUUUACGCGCUGCUUGUGAGGUCCCUUACCCGACUUGAUGACGGUACGGAUGCCGACAAGACAUCUACUGCAUCAUCGAUCCUGUCGCUCCUUCAGAUCAUGCGCGCCAACUUCUGCCGCCUUGUAGAUGCACACGUGGACCCAGCGGAAGUCGGACUGUUGCUGAACUACCACAGGCAUGGGGUUGGGGCGGCUUCAGAGGCUUCGGAGCAGAGUGGAGACGAGAAGCUCUUGCCAGACAUUUUGCACUGUCUGCAAGGUAUCAUGCUUAAGCAGGACGGCGAUCCAUCACUUUUGAAGGCCACGGUCGACACUUUUACCAGUGGCCUGCCUCUCUUAAUGCCACUUGUGCAGAACCGGUUGCAUCUCCUGCUCGGAUUGGUGUGGCAUCUGCAGUCUAGCGCGGGGGCAGUUUGCGACGUACCUGAGGGACUGGGCGCUGCAGGGGACCUGCCCGACUUGACUUCCACAGGGCGCGAUGCAUCAACACCUUUGGCACAGGUUCCACGAGAGCGAGUAACUCUUUUACGAGAUCUGUUGACCCACUUCGCUCGAACAGAUUCUGUGUUGCAGCUGCUCACCCUGUUUGAGGAAGACGAGGCGGAGCGAAGUGCGGUUUCAGAUCUGUUGGAAUUGAUGCUCACAUCCAUGGCUGACAGGGCAUGUCGAUGUGCCUCCCAACACGGAAGGGGAAACAGCGCCGGCAGCAGCUCGCGACCAGGCAGUGGUGAAUCGGACGGCGGUCCGAACAGCUACUGGGACCAACUGGUGGCCGGCGGGGCUGGAGGAACGACGCUUAGCUUCACCUUGCUCGACACAUGCCAGCAACACCUUUUGUGCAUGGUCUUGGAACGGGAUUGCACUGCGAAUGAUCCGUACGAGCUUUUGCUGUGUCAAUAUGGCCAGUGCCUCCUGCAGGUGUGCUGCCGCGUGCUGAGCGCGGAUUGUCCAUGGACUGAUACCGAAGCCGAGAACGACGAAAGCCCGUGGUGGAAGCUGGUUGGCGUACUGCUCGCACCGUUCCUUCAUGGCCUCUGCAUGUGUGUGGACCGCCCCAGGGUUGCGGAAGGCAUGCUUCCGUCUUUGGUGCGUCUUUCGGAGGUGCUAUCUCACCGUAUCAGCAGAAUUCCCGGGGAGGCGGCGGCGGCUUCAUACGCAGAAGAUAUUUUGCGGCGGACCCAGCUCACGAACCCUGAGGAAGGCCUUGCCUUUACUCCGUCUGGAUGGCAUCCAGUCCGGGCGUCGUUCGAAGUGGAUAAGGAUAGCAUGACGUCCUUUUCCAUAUCGGAGGACGGUCAGCUUUAUUCGGCACUGACCUCAAACAACACAUGCGCCCUUUUGGACGUCGGCGUAUCACACGGAAAGGCCGCAUGGGAAUUCGUGCUGGAAGAUGAUAGCCCCAGUGACGAGUGCUCCGUGUUUGGAAUCGCCACGAAGCCCCCGUACAGCCGUUGCUACAAUUCCAGCCAGUCUUUGUGGAUGAGGCGAGCGUACAACGGUGUUUUGUACAAUCGUGGACGCCAACUCCCUGCGGGGCAGAGCAUGUCCAAAAUACACCCUGGGGACGUGGUACGAUGCGAAGUCGACAUGGACGAAGGGACCCUGAGAUUUAGCGUCAACGGUGAGAAACAAGACGGAGGCUUUGAUGACGUCGAGGGCGAGGUAUUCCCUUGUGCGGGAAGCUAUCGGUCCGGUGUUACGAUUCGACUUCUCAAGAUGGAAAUGAUGGGAGGGCUCGGUCUUGGUGGAGGAGGCGAUCUUGGCGCCGCAGCUGCUGGCUCGGACCCAACGGAGACUGCUGGUCCUCCAGGAUCGACGGCUAAGGAGGGCAUGACAUCGCCCGAUGCCCAUGCAGAUGUGGGAAGAGUAGUAGUUGCCGAUGUUGAUGCGUGGGACUGGGUGUCGGUGCGGGCAACGCGAGGAUUCGCCGCCCUCGAGGGCAAGCAUUCCGUAGAGAUGGAGGUGACACCGGUCGGAGCAAGAAGGAGGAGGGCGGUUGGCAGCACCAAGUCAAGCGGCAGCGAGGACAGAAACACGCUCAGAAGGAGGUACCCGAUGGCGUUCGGUCUGUGCGCUGGAACAAUUCGUUCACUCGACGCUCCCAUUGGCCAGCUCAGAGGGAGCUGGGGCUGGUGGACGGACGGAUCCCUGCGAGCGCACGGAAAAGUUUUCAUUCCGACUGAGGCUGCUGGUGACACCCUGUACGGAUCGGAGUUUCUGCCGCUGAAGCCGUUGGAUGUGAUCACCAUGGUCACCGAUACUGUUGAGGGAACUCUUCGCUACCUCGUUAACGGAAUGGAUGCUGGCAUUGCUUUCGGACCGGCGGGGUCUGGGGCCGUCUGCGAGUUGCCUGAUGGGCAGGCACCUUUUGAAUGGGAUGCCGGCACUGCCUUGUUUCCGUCGUGCAGCUUGACGAACGACAAGCAGAUGGUCCAACUUCGACCCGGAGGCACGCUGGGCACGCAGCUGUGGCCUCUAUCCGUCGACUUGCACAAGACGGUUGCGUCGCUCGUGGGCAGACUGUGCGCUACCUUGAUUGCAGGAACCCCCCAAGAUGAAGCGGAGACUGCCCUUGAGCCAUGGCUGCGAUCGCCACUGCUCAGCGGGGGAGUGAAUGCUCCGGAGGACAUGGUGGGAGAGUCUGUGUGGCGACGUCUUGGCCACCGAUCGUGGGACCAGGCGUGGAGCGCAGAAAAGCAAGGCCGACUAGGUGAUGCCCGCCCUGCGAUGCCUCGCGCCGACUUUGAUCCCACCGUUGUGGAGGAGAAAUUCGUGAGUGGCGAUAGACGACCGCGGUCCGUGCCCGACGGCGGCAUUCGCCUCACAGCGCGGAUCGUGGAGGCGACGAAGAUGCCACAGGGGUUGGUUCUGUGGCCAGAUGCGCCAUGCGUUCGUCUGACUGCAACAGUUGACGGUCGAAGAGUCAGCUGCCAAGAAGAGCUUCUGACCGUUUCUGAACCAAGCUCACCGGUGACGUCCCGUGAAAGGGUAGAACUAGACCAAGGGGAAAGUCCCAAGACGCACGCCGAUGGCCGUCCAGGGCAGGGGGAAGUCGAGCUGGAGCUCCGCUGGCCGCAGAUGCGGGCUCUGAUCGACGGCGCAGACGCGGACGAGUACCUCCCCGCUUUGGCGCUCCGAGUAGAGGUAUUAGUUGGCAGAGUGGUUACGGCUGCGGGAGAGGUGGACUUGGGCGGUGAGCUAAAAGCAAGCCUGUCGGGGGCCGGCAGCAAGCGCACGGUGCUGAGCUUAACCGGUGGCGGCGAGAUGGUGUUCGCGCUACAAUUUCGCCGAGAAUCGGUUUCGCCUCUAAGUCCACAAGAGGCGCAGCAGCCACAGAGACAAGGAGGCGUGCCGACUUUGUCGAGUGUUUGCGAGGAUGGACACUCUCAGACAAACGACGAGUCUGUGGAGGUUGUACCCAUCGACGCCCGCCUCGAGCACUUCCUUGAGAGCAUCGCUGGGCGGGGUUUAACGGGGGCUGUGACGAGCCCUGCCAGCAGGGUCGACUCUAGUAGCUCCCCCGUGGUGUGCUCUACUGCUGAACCACCCUCGGUCGGCGUUGCCACGGGAGAUUCUUCCCUUGGAGGCAGGAGGAAAGCACCUGAGGAUAGAUAUGAAUCCUUGCUUCCCGAUCUGAUGGACUGGCUUGGGCGUUCUAAUCCCGAUCCGGCCUUCCUUCGAGUGGCGCUCGAGAAGACCGACAGCUAUUCGUUCCCGCUUGUAGAGGCACCGUUUCUAGCGGCUUUGCUCAAGCAUGGUGGGCUUGUGGGCGAGGCCUUUCACGCUGCAGAGAUGAUGUCGGCGGCAGACAAAGAGGCUGGCAUGGGGUCUUCCCUACCAGUCCCAACCAAGGACAUGGCGAAACUCUGGGCGCGGGUUCGGCAGCUACGAGCAUUUCUGCGGACUCAAAAGCAGGAGUACAAGGUGACAGCAGUGGAAGGCACUUCGAGCGAAGCCGAUAUUGCCAAAGGCGGAGGAGCUCUAAACCGUGAAACUGAAGACAUGCCUGAAGCUGGUGAAGUCGUGCAGGACGAAAAGAAUGACGUCGAGGCGGAAGCGGAAGAGAAGGAGGCGUUAUCGAGCGAUGCACAAGCGGUCGAUCGGGAGGCAGUCCCUUCGACUUUCGAUGACCUGUGUCACCAGAUGGCGGAGAGAGCGAAGUUUUUGCUGGAGUUGUCACCUUCGACGGUUCAAUCUCCUAGUGCCGCUGCCGAAGGCACGUCGGCUCUCAUGCAGCAUUUGGCAGAGGAGAUAUCGGAUCUUGCAACGCCAUCUCCCAGGAAGUUACAGUCUCGCCUGCUGCGAUGGCGUUCCGAGGACCGGGGGAACGAGCGAUGGAAAGGGGUAGUUGACGUGCUGCGCGUCCGAAGCCAGCUUCGACGAAGCUUGUCCAGCGCCCAUCGUCCGCGUGCCAAGAGCUUGGGGAACAGACCCGCGGAGAUAGCGGUGCUCCACGGUCACAGUCACGGUCACGGGUCCGACUUGGGGCUAGUGGGUGAAGACAGCAGCGUCUGCAGUUCAGGCGACGAUUCUGACGAUUCAGGGAACGGGCCCCUCCUUGAUAACGAGACCGCUGCGAGUGCAGCUAUCCAGGCAUGUACAGUCUACGUGGUUACGGGCGGUGCGGCCGCAACACCGCAAGCCCUCAAGGCAUCUCUUCGCAGUCGUACUGCUCGGGCUGCCAUGCGGACAUUCGGCUUGCAGGCACUGGCGUCGUUGCUUGGAACUCUAUCCCCGGCUGAACGGGGGGCCAUGUCGGUGGGGACAUCGUCUGCUGUGCAGGAAGCGCUUGUAUUCCUGAGACCAGCUUUCCAAGGGCUGCGAAUCAAGCGGGACAAGGAAGGAAGGGAGGUGGAAAUAACCAGCGACGCGCGUGACACUCGGCAUCACUACCUCAAGGGGCUCGAAGGGUGCUCCGCGGGUUUGCUGGCACGAGUGCAGGGUGCUUUUGAAGACCUCUAUGGACUGCUGAGAACGUUGCUCGAUGAUAGCCUGCGCACGGGACAGCCCGGGUUGGCCCAUGUGCUAAUGACAAGCUGGGCUUUGGACUUCGAAUCGCGCGACUACCAAUUCCUGGCGCACAAGUCCGGGAUUCUUCCCACUCUCCAGGCGAUGGUGACUCUCACGAACACGGCGUCAUUGGCCAGCUCUAGCCUUGACAGCCUCAGCGAUACAUCUCGCGAUACAUCUCGCGAUACAUCUCGCGGGCCUCAGAAGGACACAAUGGAUUCGAAAACCUCGGCGACGGCGCUCCAGAGCUGGACCCCUUGGUCGCUGGAGACCGUAAGGAGUGGCUUCUUGCAGGGCACACUCAUGGCACGUGAUGUGGCACGCCAUAUCAGCCGUAUCCCACCGUCAGCCCUACCCUCGGGGUUCCUCGAAGCGGCUGGCUUGCACGGGUCUGCGUCCGACAUAUUGGGGCGACACUCUAUGGCGGCUCUCCUGCGGAGGUACAGUGCACUGUUGCGCGUUCAUCUCAAGCAUACUGAAGCGAGGGUGACGAAGAUGGACCAGGAAGCGGCGUCGAGGCGAAAGCGCUUAGAGGAAGUCGGGCGUGAACGCGUGACUCAGAUGGUGGCCCGCGGGGUCCCGGUCCUCGAUGAGCGUGAAGGCAAGAAGUCCCCUGAAGUGCAGCUGACGGCGCUGUGUUCGUGGGCGACGGUGCCGGCAGUGGCAUCCGUAGCUUGUACCUUCGCCCGGGGCGUUACCUAUGCCUGUACGCCGGCUGGGGCAGCACUUUCCGGUGUUGCGCCAUCUUCAAACAGCGGCAACUACUUUGAGGUGACGGUGAUGAACCCAGGCGAAAAGACUACCAUCGGCAUUGGCCUGGCCGACCCCGAUGUGUUUCCGGCCACCAAACAGAUGCCCGGGUGGGUCGACCACUCGUACGGUUACCAUGGAGACGACGGGCGGUUGUUCGGGCGGGCGAAAACAGAUAGCAUCUGGCCAACCUGGGUGGACGGUGACGUCAUCGGCUGCGGGUUUGAUUCAGUUCGCGGCAGCAUAUGGUAUACUCGAAAUGGCGAGCUGCUAGGGGAUGGAUUCGUUCCAGUUUACGAAUCUAACUUGGUCCCGGUGGUAGGGUUUCACAGCAACGGUGAAAGCGUCCGCAUCAACUUCGGGGUUGUGCCGUUCGCGUACGAGGGUCCUGAGGUAGUCAUAUCUCCGGCAGUGCUUGCCGAACGCAAACUGUUGCAGCGGGAAGCACAGGAUCUCAGUCCCGCAGAGGACAAGGCAAACAAUGUUGUCGACGACGGCGACCAGACCGCGGACGAAGAAAAGACUGAAGGCGGACUAGCAGAAGAGAAGGAACGAAGCCCAACGGAUGAUGACACGGCCCGGAGUGAGAAGCACCUCGGGGAGCAAGCCGAAGCUGGUCCAAUAGAUCAUGCGCAAAAGGAGAUCACGCCGCAGAUGAUGGUGCCGUCGAUGAGAGUGCUGCAAAGAGGUGCUUCUAGCUUGCUGCGCUUCCUGGUGGCGGUGAGCAUGCGACAGGCCCCCCUGGCGUCUUCGGUGAGGUCGGAAGAGGUGGGACUACAAGCCUCCAGCAACGAGGAGCCUAGGCAACCGGAGAACACACGUCAGAUAGAGAGAGGAGGGCAGGAGCGGUCGAGCCCCAACGUAGAUGGUGGAACGGCGGCGGCGGCGGCUUUGCCGCCCACGAGAGAGCGGUCAAUGUACGGCACUCCUUUGAAGCAAAUGCAGACGCAUGUGGACAAUCUUCACCAGGACGUUUUCGACCUCAUCCUUCGUGAGCUUCGUCUGGGAGCUCUGAGCCUUGAGCACAUCGUCAGCACGUCGAGCCGCAUGGAAGCUAGAGAGUUGGCGAAUCAGAACGUCAUGGCGUUCGAUGGUGACUCGAAGGCACCCUCUGUUGGCAAGCCGCUUGUGGUAGGACGAGCAGUCAAGCCGGAGAUGCAGCGCAGCUAUAGCCAUGGGCACACCCAGGCCGCCGCUGGCAGGUGGAACGGCAGCAUCGCAUGGAAGGGUUUAGGUGGGACAGCUGGUUUCGGACGCGAAAGAGAGGACGCUUCAGCCCAAACCCUUGGCUUGUUGGCGCUGGAGGUCGGAGAAGUGGAGCCCCACAUGUUCAGGCAACUGGCUCUGUUGUGCUCCGUUCGCCAGUACGCCAUUGCUCGAACACAGCUGGCGCACCCGUCAGCGCUUCGAUCUAUUUUUUCGUUGCUCAAGGUUGGAUCGCCUCGAAUUCAGAGAUGCGUGCUGCUGCUUCUUGGAGCUGUUCUUCCAGGCAUGGAGCCCACUGUCGUAGACGACUACCUUCCACAAGGCUGGAGGGGGCGGAACCAAACAGGGGUCGCCACCAGCAGCACUUCAUCGGGGCCUGGGUCGAGGAAGGACCGAGAGGUUGUUGGUGUCGGCCAAUCAUCCUACCCUGCGGACGGUCUUGUAGGAGUGCUCUUCUCCACUGUAAGACAUGCCUACUCCACUCCGCCAUCUCUACCUGGGAACGCGCCGUCGGAUAGUGCCGGAACGGUUGACACAGGAGCAGGAAUGCACGUGGGGAAUGACUCGGCAAAGGACCAGAGCAGCAGGGGGCAAGGUUGGCUCGCUCCCGGCUGCAACCACGGUUUUGGCGGUGGCACUCUGGAUGUGUGUCUAGCGGAGCAGUGCAGCUCGCUCCUUCGAGAGUUGUACAAGGAGCCUGCCUGGAAGGAGCGUAUCGCGCGGAAGCUAUUGCUAAGCAUUCGAACGGCAGCAUCUAGCAUCCGCACAUCUUCUACAAGCCCGGACGUGGAUGGGCCACGCACGGGCUCCCCGUGUUCUUCUCCCACGGGGCAAGCAUUACCGGACGUCAUAUCGGACGCGGUGGCCGCGCUGGCGAUCAUCGCUGGCGGCUCCGGUGUCUUGUACCCGGGAGCCAAAGUUCAGUCCAAGUCUGGCGUGCGUGGGACUGUGGUGCUGUUUUCGGCUGGUGAUGCAGCAGCUGGAGUUGUGUUCGAUGGCGAGAAUGUUGAGAAUUGCGAGAGGGUCCUGGUUCGAGAUCUCGAAACUGCAGGAGUAGGCUUUUGUGCCGACCCAGACACCCCGGCGCAACCUGUUGUGGCGCAGCUUCUUUCCCUGCUCGCUGCCCUGCUUCACUCGAACGAGGUGUCUCAAGCGUUGAAAAUUGUCGACGCACGUGCCAUGGUGUGGUUGAGGGUGCUGUCACAAUGCCUGAUGGCCGUUCUGCAGCUAUCUGUGCAAUGCAGUGACGCCGUGGUUGCGGCAUGUCGAGAGGGCGAUGUGGUCGCCAACGUUCUACCCCAUUUGUUCGAGGUGGCGGUGUGCCCUGUUCAACUUCCCGCCCUCAUCACGGCACAGGAUUUCGAAGGGCGAUGGCGUUCGGCGCAAGCCAGGAUGCUUUCGGCCCUGCGCCUGGGACAUGGCGGUCUUCGCACUUUGCGGCCCAUCCAGCGACAUCCACUGCCGCCGCCUCCUGAAGCACCCACCACGAGGAUGGAGAGCCGCGACAAAGCGAUUGCACCGACGGGACGCCCUGCCCAUUCCCCCACGGAUGGUAGGGAUGCGUUGUCCGCCGAGGAGUCGAGAGAAGAGGCCCUGUUGCAUCCGCGCCGACAGAUCGAGUACAGCGACCCUAUCCUGGAAGUGGCGCGAUCGGCUCGAAGUGGUGGACGAGGUCGGCUCAUGACUCUGGGGGACCCAAGCCCGCAUAGAGGAUGGGGGCGGGGCUGGGGGUCCGGUAUGUCCGGCAGGCGUGUGGUAGGGGUGCGCGGGGCUCUAGACUGGGCAGGGCGCGUGACGAGAGAUGAGGAUGAUUCACGGCGCGAGGGAAGCCGUCGACGGCUAAUGAGGAGCGACUUGAGCCAUCGAAUGGCUGCCCGAGGUAGACGUGCAGCAUCCGCAGAGUCCCGGUUAGACCCUCGAAGGGCCGCCGCGAGGGGUUUGCUAGACUACGACGGCUUGGAAGGCUUGGAAGGGUUUGCGGAGUAUGGGGAGGACGAGUCGGGCGCGUUGUUGGUAGAGUUCAACGACGGCGCCGAUGGCGAAGGGACGGAAGGAAGAGAGGCCCCCGGCCUCGAAGGGGGCAGCGCUGCAAGCGCAGACAGUGGCGAUACUAGCCAGGAUGGAGACGAAACGCUGACCGGCGGUGAGGGCAAGGUGUCGGCGAAGUCAUCCUCUCUUCCUUCAGGGGCUAGUGAGAACGGUACUAACGGGGCAUCAGACACGACGACCGAGGACAACAUUGUCAGCGGCCUUAUUGGGGCGGAUGAAUCAGGGCCUCCAAGGGGUGGUGGUGAAGCGGCAAGCGUCCCGUCAGCUGACGAAGGGCUCAACCUGUGGGAGUCGGAAGGGGGAGUCCAAGAGGCAACAACGCCUUGUGAUAUGAUAUCAAUGCAGUGCGCUGGCCUCGUUUGCGAGCAUGAUCUUGUACCUGUCUUGGGCCUGCCCCGCCCACCGACCGAGAUUGGGGGCACGACAGGUACUGCUGUGACGACCAGUAGCCUGGUGCGAGAGGUGGAUCUCCUUGAGCCUGGCAGUAUGCUAGUGGUCACGGCGGGUGAGGGCUAUGCUCCUGACAAGUCGUGCCCUUGCGUGACCGUCGCAAGUGAAAUGGACUUCUCGGCGGGGUCGGGACGAACGGGUGGGGUUGCUCGGGACAAGCCCAGCGCAGGCGACAUGGACGCGCGCCGUGAGGGCGAAUGCCGUGCGGAACGAGCAAGUGUCACUAGGCCCUCUAAGACUGUUGAAGCCAAUCGGUGGUCGCCUCCACAAGCGGCGAAUGCUUCCGUGGUGGACAACGAUGAAGUGCUGGUGGAGAUGAUGGACGGUGAAACGGGGCUGUGCCUCGGGAAACGGGUACCCGUAGGGGACCUGAGACACUCCACUUCUUUUUUCGGACGGGAGCUGGACAGCGGAGGGAAUACCGUGAAACAGUUAUUGGGCGAUACAGACAAGGCCCUUGCUACGCUUCGAGCAAGAAGCCUUUUGGUGCGUCUCAUCCAGAGCAUCCCUACACCAGCAGUUUCAGCAGCGGGUGGGCCGCAUGGGCUCCUCAACAUCACGCGCCUGCUUGCUGCUCAAGACUUGGCGAAAGGCAAGGCUCCAGCGUCAUUCGGGAGCGUGUCUGAUGACGGUGGGAAUGACGCUGACCAAGCGUCGGUGGGGUCAGUCGCUGGUGACCAACACGGCGGGCCCAUGCUACCGCGACGCGGCAGCAAGCUUGUAUACAAGCCGCCAUCAGAUCAGGAUUCCUUGCUAAAGAUGCUGUGGCGCAAGGUGAUGGACUCACCCGAGCAAUGGAUCUCCGGUGAGGAGCAAGGAACUGGAAGUGCGGUCCUGGGCGAAAUGCUGGCGCAGGAGGUGUUGGACUCAUUCAACACUUUGACUACCACAUCGCAGGUCAUGUUCAGUGGGGGCUGGCCUCCCCGUGAACACUCCGAAACCCACGGCUUGGCACCGACAGGGAAAACGACGAACAACGAGAGUGGUGGUGCAGCAGCAAUUGAGGAGGGAGCACUUGCAACGGAGAGCAUCACCCACGAGUCUCUCCACCCGAUAUGUACACCCUUGUCGUACGGAGGGCACAUCAAAGUGGACCCACACUGUCUGGGCAUGGUCAUCAAGCUAGACUCCCGCAGCCGUACUCCAUCUGACCUCGUCCGUCUUCGAUUCUUCUCGUCGAAGGAAGACAUGCUCAACGAGCGCGACCCAGUCCGUGUCAUGCACGGACACGCGGUGGAGCGUGCAGCUCGCGCGAAGGCGAAGGGAAUGGAGUUCUUCAAGAUCGAGGAGCAGGAGCGAGCAUCUAGCAUCGGUCCUGGCAGCUCGCCUGGACCGUCUGGUUCUUCUCGGCGGCAUGUGCUCACAUCCCGAGCCAUGACGAGAGCGAUGUGCGAGGCACACAGCCAGAUGAUGGCUAGGCGGAAGACGCGGUCGAAGGAAACCCCCGCGCCAACUAACCUAGGGAGUUCGUUCCGGUCGUUCGCGCUGCCGGGGGUUCAUGAGCUAUGGUUCCGCUUCGACGCUCCUCCCGGGGCCGAGAAGCCACUCAUCCAGGUCGCAUCUGUGUUUGGGUCACUCGCCCCUGCCACACCAGGCGUGGUGAGAGCUAGCGGGAGUGCCGACACCCCCAGCACAGCCACAGCCACAGCCGCAUGCUGUGACCGCGACGAAGACUUGAUCCAGGAAGAACUGGGACUGCAGGCGCUUUUCACUUGUGUAGGCGAGGAACGGGAACGUGGUGAUGACUCGUCUUCUCCAGCCCACGUUCAGGAUCAGGAUGGCUCAAGGUCGAGCGAGUCUCGAAGGCAAGGCAUUGCGGAACUACCCGGGUGUCUCGCGACGGCUGCCGACGUGUGCCUUACCAGUGGCAGGUGGUUUUACGAAGCCACCGUCGGGUCUUUGGUCGGAUCUACGCCCGACGGGGAGGACGCGGACGACGGCCUUGUUCGCGUCGGUUGGGCUCACGUGGAUCUACCCGUGUCGCUCCGAGCCGGGGAUGUCUGGAAGGACGAAUCCAAGCGCUCAGACACGGGCGAGGAAGUGCCACGGUCGACCACCGGUAGCCCAGAGGGAGCCUCGGCGUCGUCAGCCACAGCCGACAACGACGAGCGCUUGAGGAAGAAGGCAAAGUGGAAGGGCGUGACGUUCCCGAUUCUUGGUUCGGACGCGAGCAACCUUGGGGUAGGGCUCGGACAAGAGGGAGGUGUUUGGCUCGGUGGCCAUCCAAGGGAGCAGAAGGCCGCCGGCUUCUCUUCGUCGGACGUGCUUGGGUGUGCGAUUGAUGUCGAUUCUGGCGCGGUGUGGUUCUCGGUAAAUGGGCGAUGGGCAGGGGGAAACCUCGGUGAACAAGAGAGUGCGGUCAUGCUGAAAAAGCUCGGGUGGGGGCAUGGCGGCGGCCUCAGCAAUGGCAUCACUCCGUGUUUUUCGGUGCGCGGCGAGUCGUGUGUGUCUGUCAACUUCGGAACAAAGCCGUUCAAGUUCCCCCCUCCAGGGCAGGGGUUUCUGCCAGUGAUCCUUCGCGACGAGCAAGGGGGCGAGCAGGAGAUUGCCGCCCUGACAGGAGCGGCAUCAGCACAAACGGGUGACAAGAGAGUGACCUUCGCUCCUGAGGCGAAAGUGAGCUCUGCAGCGAGCGGGGCCGUGCCAGAUGAUUGGGGCUUUCGUUUUGUGGUGGACCCUCUGCGCGGGGUGCACUACAGGGUAGUGAGGGACCUGGAACUGAUUUGCCGCUUCGGUGGACGUACGAGGAGCGGUAAUCCUCCUUCAGCAAACUCGACGUUUGGGCCCCAGACGAUAUCUAUCUGGAGGCCCAAGGCACCGCCGGGAUGGUUCAGCGUCGGCGACGUGGCGAGUCGAGGGCUAUCUCCCCCACCAGGAGCCGUCGUUGUCCGGGCGGACGCGACCGGUUGUAUGGUGUCCAAGCCUGCGAAGUUCCGCGUGGUCCAUCAAGACAAAGCGACCGGCUUCGUUGUGUGGAGACCUGUAGCGCGACAGGGGCAGGUAUCUCUCGGAGACUUUGCGUGCGCCAAGAAGGCGAGCAAGGGGAUUAUGGCCGGCGCGGUACGCUGCGUGGCGGCCUGGGCGGUAGAAGCUUGCCCUGUGGUGGAGUGCCUUUGGCGAGAGGAGAAACAGUCCGGUACCCACGCAAUCUGGUCCGCACAGAAUGGUCUCGGGACAUUCUUCGGGUCUCAGACUGGCGGCCGUAUGGGGAAGAAGGAGGUCACACAAGGGCCACACUCGCGGGUAGAACGGCAGAAGCGCAAGAAGAAGAAGAAAAAGAAGAAGAAAGGGGGCGGCGGGGAGGAAAGCUCGGAGGAAGACGAAGGUGAGCGCAUCAAGCUUCAGCCUGGCGUUGGCGAGGGCUGGGCGCUCAAGGGCGUGUCCGCCUCGUGCAUCACAAACGAGUGGUGUCAGGAGUCGGACGUCAUAUCUGGCCCAGCACCUCAGGGCUCGUCUGUCGUGCCGCCCAUACCGGCUACAGCACCACCUCCACCACCGUCUUCGGGGGUGACGAGUCCGGUACAGCUUGAGGAGCGAACAGCUCACGACGAAGAAGAAGAGGUAGCCGUGGCAGACAUUGUGGCAGACAUGGGUCGCAAGCCGCAACCGUCGGUAUCGUGGGCUUCCUGGCUCCUAUCGUUUCUUCUCGGUCACCCGCCCCUCCGGCGACUGGCGAUGCGAGGGGCUCUGUUCCGGACCUUGGUGGCCUACCUGCGCUCCCCCGGUGCUCCCCACCGGCUGCGCAUGGUGCCUCUCUUGACCCUUCUAGUGCGAUCUCACGCAGAGUUCGCAGACAGCCCGCCCCCACUGGAGGAGCUUUCUGGGCUCUUGGCUGCGGUAUUGCGGGAGUGCGAUAGGUUGACAUGCGGUCGAGGCCCUCGUAGCGCCGCGUGGAGAUCGGGUGACUGCCCCGGGGGGGUGCAGCUAGAGACGAGCUGGGCGAACGAGAGUCUGCUGCUUCUGACGGACCUCGCGAUAGCAACGCGGCAGGCGCAGGAUGCCAUCACGCAGCGCUCUUUGCCGCAACUCUCUUAUUUGGAGACGGAAGGAAAGGAGUGCUUGGAGACAACAACGCCGACGCCAGAGCACGUAGAUGCUGUUGCAGUCGCGGGCGAAGACGACGCGAAGAAGAACGAGGAGGAGGGGGAGGAGGAGGAGGAGGAGGAGGCAAACGGUGUGAGAAUAUCUCUCCCACCCUUCGGGACUCGCCCCGAGGAGGGUCCCGUGGAAGAAGCAGGUCAGGACGAGGCGGAGGAGGUGGGGAGUGCAGAACGGGAUCUCGGUGAUCGGAUACUGGUCAGCGUAAGAUCUCUAGGUGCGGAAGACCGGGCGCGACUGGAGGUGGAUCUGCGAAACUCUGUCUUACCCGACCUGACAACUUUCGCGCCACCUGUCGAGGCGGGUCCUUCGGCACCUGUCGACCCUCUGCUGCAGGGCGCAGAAGCGACGGCAGAAACACCGUCUCGUUGCUUGCAGCACCUGCUCGAGAUCAUGGACACCUUACGCGCUCUUCGCGACGGCUGGCCUUCCUCUCCGGAGGUGACGGGCACGUCUGUUGGAGUUGGAGCAGGAGACGAGCCCCUUCAUCUGGAUGCUAUCUUGUGCGAGGCCUGGAUGGAUGCCGUGGGCCCCGCGGUUGUCGUGGAAUCGGACCAUCCGUUUCGAAAGGGGACGUACUCUGAGACGCUGCACCUGCCCGGGGCCGAGGAGAUGGUCGUUUUUCUAGACCCGCGCAGCUCCAUGCAAGAGGGCACGGCAAGUCUUGUUCUGGAGGGCAAGGACAAGAUGAUCUCCCUUACCGGACAGCAAGAAGCCCCUUGGGGUGAAGUCAUCACAUUUCGUGGCGAUUCGAUCACUUACCGCUUUGUGGCUCAAGCUGAUGGAGAGGCUGCAGUUGCCAACUCUGUGGUGACGGGCGAUCCGGAGGUGGACGACUGGGGAUUCCGUUUCACGGUCGUUGGCGACGGGCCCGUGUGGGAGUGCGCACGUCUACAGAGUCAUGGUAGUCAGGUCGGUGCCGACGCGGUGGGCGAGGCACCUGGUCACGAAACGAGGCUGAGGGGAGCUCUGAGCCUUUUGGUGGAAGUAGACCAGAUGCAUCCUCUGCCGCCAGACUGCAGCUUGCACGUGUUCGGCUUUAACCCUGAGGGCACACCAGUUCAUGCUGGUCUGCUAACCGAGAACGGUGCGCAGGUUCCGAUUUAUGUCCAAGGAGACAAAGUUAGGAUUGUGCCUUCGCAAGAGGGUGCUACAAGGGUCGACCUGGCGGCGGAUUCGAAGGAUCCAAAGGAUUCGAAGGAAGGUGACGCCUUGGGAGGACCGAAAGCCGCACACGCGGCGUGCGAGAGCAAAGAUGCCUCGACAGCAGGCGUGAUGGCAGCGUAUGGAGAGCUUGGUGCCCUGCCCCCGGCACCGGGAACCCCCGAGUUGUUGGACCUUGACCUUGAUACCCUGCCGGACGCCGACGCCAAAUUGGAUCGAUUGCCGUCCAACACGCCAGUGUUGGGAGCCUGGGGAGGGGCGACGGGGGUAGAGCACCGGUGGCGGUCGGCAAGUGGAAUCGACGAUGGUACUGGGCCAAUGCCGGCUUUUCACGGGGUCUCGUACGUGAGCAAUGCAGCCACCGUGGAGGUGGCCGACAGCGACGCGGAGAGCAAGGACGGAAGCUCCAACAACAACAGCCCAAGCACCAGUCUGCGGGAGCGCGGAGCAUGGCCACGCUGUUCGACCCUUGAUAGCGUGAUUGCCACUGCUCUUCCCAUGCUCGAGGCCGCCAGCAGCGACAUGUCAGACAUGCCAGAUUUGGCAAGGCCGGGAGUCGAAAUCGUUGCCGUCGCCAUCGAAAGAAGCGUGGCAACCAACGCUCCCAUGCCCGGGGUUUCAACCCGAGAUGAGGUUAACCCGAGUGGGGUCGCAGUAGGCGACGACGGGACAGAAGAAAGCAGCCGUGGUGCCGCGAUCCAUCAAGAUCUGGCUGGGGAGCGUGCGUCUGGGGACUCCUCCCAACCACGCGAAUGUGCCGGUGCAAAGGAUGUGGCCGAGGGAGGCGUCGAAAGCGCUUCUGCUGCUGUCUCUACCGCCGAGUGCAGGUCGUCACGGGCGUGGGAAUGGGCAGUCCGGGUUCAGGCAGCAGCGAUGCCGCGCCAGGCGCGCUUGCGGCUAUUCUUGAACAAGCGUUUGUCCCUGCAGUCUCGGGGUGGCGCACCCUCCUUGCAACAGGCGCGUGACUGGAUGAAAGCAUGGACGCCAGCGAUGGACAACGGUUUGCUCAAUCUUCUUGAUGCUGCCAGCGGAGAGAAAUCUCAGAAGGAGGAAGCGACGUCAGGGCGUGUCGCCGAAGCGCUAAAUCCGUGGUGUUGUAUGCUAACUAGGGCGGAGGCAAAGUUCCAGCAGCAGCGGCUGGCCACAGUCCCCGCUGCCUCGCUGCACAUCAGGGCAGCUCUGCUUCUUCGCCUUAACGACCGAAUAGAGCGCGUGUUGCCGGUGAUCGACUUGGCGUCGAGACAACCGGACAGCUUAGGCUGGCAACUUCGCGAGAUGAACCACUUGGUUUUGCCGCACAUCAAGGUGCCGGUGUUGGAGGCUGCUCUCAUCGCCACACAGGGCCCUGGGGAUGGUGUCGCCGUGACUCUGGACAACAUCAAGGCGAUGGUUUCUCGAGAUCGCGGGGAAAGGGACCUAACUUCGAGCCAGUGCGUGUUCGCGCAAGCGUAUCGUCAGCUGUGUGACACAGACCCCAAGGUUUUGCGGACGGUGUGGGACGGGGAGCGUGUGUUUCAGAUCAACUUUGUGGGAGAGGACGGAGUUGAUGCUGGAGGUGUGUUUCGAGAGGGGAUGUCGCGCAUGGUGGAAGACCUUUUCUCGCAGGAUUUCGACCUCCUGGUGCCAUGUCCCAACGGACGGCAUGCCGUGGGCCAGAACAACGAGAAGUUCGUGCCCAAUUCGCAGCAUUCGUCUCCUUUGGCUCUGAGCAUGCUACGUUUCGUUGGCCGCCUGAUGGGAUUGAGCCUCCGGACCCGUCUCUGCCUGCCGUUCCAACUGCCCGGGCUAAUUUGGAAGCGCAUGUUGGGAUUGCACGUGGAUUUCGAGGACUUGUCAAUGGUGGACACGAUCAUCACGCAGUUCAUCACAGCGAUCAGGACCUGUGAAAACGAUGGACUGACUACGGACGAGGAGUUCAGAGGGAUGUACGGAGAUCGGCUGUUUUUCACCUACACGGGCAGUGAUGGUGUCGAACGAGAGCUCACUCCUGGGGGAGCGGCUCGACGAGUGACCUUCGAGAACCGCUUGACGUUCUGCCGCAUGGUGGAGCAAGCCAGGAUGCAUGAAUUUGACGCCCAGGCGAUGGCUAUGGCCGCGGGACUUUCGGAGAUCGUACCCAUCAAGGUGCUCCGGCUGUUCACAGCUGCGCAGCUAGAGAUCGCGGUUGCGGGAGAGCCAGAGUUCGACAUACCGUGCUGGAAGGAGCAUACCGAGUACAAGGGAUACCGACCGGACGACGACACGGUGCAGUUCUUCUGGAAGGUGAUCGAGUCUAUGAGCCCCGAAGACCAGAGUGGCUUCGUGCGGUUCGCCUGGGGGCGCUCUCGCCUUCCUCCGAAGCCGUUUUGGAGGGUCAACAUGAAGCUCCUGAGAAGCAACAUGAGCGAGGAGAGCCUCCCGGUGAGCCACACAUGUUUCUUCUCCAUCGAGCUGCCGCCGUAUUCCACCGAGGAGCGCAUGAGGAAGGGUCUUCUCACUGCCGUCCACUUCGGCAUGGGAGGAAUCCUGAACGCGUAGCUAAAUAAAUAGACUGUUGAGAGGCCGGUGGGUUGUGGAUGAUGGAUCGUGAAUCGUGGACGGGGCGGAACAUUGCGUGAUCGUGCUGUGUACCAUAUAUCGUUAGGUGUGUGUAUCGUUGUCUGGUAGCUCUUUGUGUACCAUACGGGUUUCAUAGUAAUAGUUAACAACACAUAAUACUUGGUACAGCAUCUAGUUGUUGCAGGGUUCGCGUUAUUUGUCUUAUUUGAAGUGCUGCUGUAGAUGAUGUGCAGAUGAGGGUGGGUCCGGGUGUCGUGCUUCGAGCUGGGUAUUUAGAGCUUAGCCGUGUGCGCCGGUCGCCCGUUGUUCGUUCAAUCAAGUGACCUCGUAACCUCG
Messenger RNA from Ectocarpus siliculosus, 20163 nucleotides. NCBI's taxonomy places the organism in Eukaryota, Phaeophyceae, Ectocarpales, Ectocarpaceae. The record is from the annotation of a GenBank genome assembly.